AUGUCCCAACACCGGACGAAAAAGGCCACGGAGGCAAAAGAAAAAACUGCCUUCUUUACAGCCCGCACGCCGCAGCAUAAAGCCGCCGACCCUCAGACCCAAGAUGGCGCCGGCCAGGAAUGCGAUAUGGAACGCGACGAAACAGUAAGCAGACAAGAAGACUGCCCCAUGACCCAAAGUCUCCUGCAAACUAUGUUAGAUGCAGCAGUCACCAAAAUGCAAACUGCUGUUACAACUGCUUUAAAUGACAUAAGGAAAGGCUUAAAGGAGAUAGAAGGACCUCCCACCUGGAGGACAGCAUGGAAAGCCUCACAGGGGCCUGCAAUGAUGCUGACACACGCCUCAGCAUACUUGAGGAACAGAUACACAGACAAGAGACCAAAUUGGCGGAUGCCGAAGAUAGAUCACGCCGCAAUAAUAUACGGCUAAGAGGUGUACCAGAAGAUAUUGUUCCGCAAAAUCUAACAGCCUAUGCUGUGGAGCUUUUCCACGCCUUACUUCCCGACAUCCCCGCAGAAAUGUUUCUACUAGACCGCAUCCACAGGCUCCCCAAGCCACAACACCUACCGCUCACCACACAGAGAGAUGUCCUCAUGAGACUCCACUACUAUCACAUCAAAGAACAGAUCUUGCGGGCGCACCGCACCAAAAAGGACUUACCUACCCAAUUCAAAGACGUACUCCUGUUCAUGGACCUAUCAGCAGAGACACUACGCCGCAGAAGAUCCUUCAAGGCCGUGGCAGACACGCUGAGGCAAAACCGUGUGCCAUAUCGAUGGGGCUAUCCAGCCAAGCUGCUUAUAACAAAGGGAGGAAAAAUCAUCCCGGCUGCUACACCGACAGAAGGACUGAACCUCCUGAAGCAAUGGGGUAUAUCCCACAACACACAGCCAAACCCCAGAAUUCCCGGGAAACAGCUAUCCGACGACUGCCGACCCCAGAAGACGAGACGCACUUCUCCAAGAGAGGACUGA
Pelobates cultripes (western spadefoot toad) is the source of this 974-nucleotide messenger RNA. The record is from the annotation of a GenBank genome assembly. NCBI's taxonomy places the organism in Eukaryota, Metazoa, Chordata, Amphibia, Anura, Pelobatidae.